Aureobasidium musti is the source of this 897-nucleotide messenger RNA. NCBI's taxonomy places the organism in Eukaryota, Fungi, Ascomycota, Dothideomycetes, Dothideales, Saccotheciaceae. The record is from the annotation of a GenBank genome assembly.
AUGGCACCUCCUCAACCACCUUCCGCAACCACCGGUACACUACACCACGUACCCCCGGUCUCAGCCUUCGAAAUCAACCCUUUACCCAACUCGCCCAACCUCCUCCNNCUCUGGAUCGGCGGCUUGACAGACACAUACCAUAGCGUCGACUAUGUAUACCAACUCGCCAGCUCGCUUCCUAAAACCUGGUCGCUCGCCCAAACAAACCUCAGUUCCGCAGGCAGCGGCUGGGGCACCUCGUCCCUGUCCCAAGACGUCAAUGAGAUUUCUUCUUUAGUGCACCACUUCCGCACGCAAGGAAAGCAGAAAAUUGUUAUUAUGGGCCAUUCCACUGGAUGUCAGGAUUGCUUGCAUUACUUUGCUUCUGAAGAUAAGAGGGGGGAUCGAGCGACUGUUGAGGGAGUGGUGUUGCAAGCUUCUGUCAGCGAUCGUGAAGCCAUAGCUAUGGAUAUGGACUCUAAAGACCUCGAGCAUGCAAACAACAUGGCGGAGACUUGGUGUAAAGAAGGCAAGGGCGAACAUAUUUUACCCCUCAACAUCACAGCUAGCAACUUCGGACGCAACCCCGUGAGUGCGCGAAGAUGGGUUGCGCUGGCUUGCAAGGGAGGAGAGGACGAUUACUUCUCUUCUGACCUCUCGGAUGAGGCGCUGAAGAACACAUUUGGCAAGAUUGAUAAGCCAUUGUUGAUUCUAUAUGGUGAGGAGGAUGAAUAUGUGCCUAAGAAUGUUGACAGGAAGGCUUUGAUCAACAAGUGGAUUCNNCCUUUCGUCAAGGGCAAGGUGGAUGAGCAGAGUAAAGAGCUGUUGGGUGGUGCUAGUCACAACUUGAAUGGUGAUGAUCAAGAGGUUGUCGACGAGCUCAUCAAGAGGGUCAGUAAAUUCUUGACCAGCAUCUGA